UAUAAACCUGCCUCUUGAUUUUGAGUGUUCGGCAGCAAACAUGGACACUACCUCUCUUCUCGUUAUCCUUUCGCUGAUUCUUCUCGGGUAUCUCUACCUCAGAAGGAGGAAGCUCCACGCCAACCUUCCCCCGGGACCCUGGAGUGUACCGAUUUUCGGAAGUCUGCCUUUCUUGGGUAAAGACCUCCGAAAGGAGGCGCUGCGGAUGUCCAAGGAAUUCAACUCUGACCUCAUUACGAUCAGUCUGGGACAACAACUCUGCAUACUACUCAAUUCAUUCGAUUCGAUAAAGGCGGUGCUGUCAGGCGAGGAUUUCUUGGACAGACCCAACAUCGUCUUCUUCCUGUCUCUCAACAAAAAAGGCAUUGGCAGCGCUGAUGGCCAACUAUGGAAAGAACAUCGCCGGCUCUCGCUCUCGGUGCUACGAGAUAUGGGCAUGGGCAAGAUGGCCGCCGAAGAAAAAAUCGAAGAGGAAAUCCAUCAACUCAUUGACGAAAUUGGGAAGAAGGGAGGCAGGAGUUUCGAGAUCGGUCCAUUACUAACCAUGGCGACUGCGAACAUAAUCUUGGCGACUUUGGUUGGCCAGAGGUAUGACUAUGAGGAUCCGGAAUUUCUAUAUUUCGUCACGCGAUUCAAAGAAAACCUCGCUCUGUUGCCAAACGAAUCCUUGCUGAGUAUAUUUCCGUCAUUGCGCCACAUACCGGGAGACCUCUUCAACUAUGCCACGAUCAAGAAGAACAUUCGGUCCGCGCAGGGCUUUGCGGUGAAACACAUCAACGAGCACAAGAAGCGCUUUGAUCCUGAUAAUAUUGCUGAUUUCCUCGAUGCAUACAUUGCUGAGAAAGAAAAGCAGGACAAGAAGGAUCCAAACAACACAUUUACAGGUAAACACCUCCGAAUGGAGGCGAUGCAGAUGUCCAAGGAAUUCAACUCUGACCUCAUUACGAUCAGUCUGGGACAACAACUUAUGUUAUGUUAUGUUAUGUUGGACAGACCCAACAUCGUCUUCUUCCUGUAUCUCAACAAAAAAGGUAUUGGCAGCGCUGAUGGCCAACUAUGGAAAGAACAUCGCCGGCUCUCGCUCUCGGUGCUACGAGAUAUGGGCAUGGGCAAGAUGGCCGCCGAAGAGAAAAUCGAAGAGGAAAUCCAUCAACUCAUCGACGAAAUUGGGAAGAAGGGAGGCAGGAGUUUCGAGAUCGGUCCAUUACUAAGCAUGGCGACUGCGAACAUAAUCUUGGCGAUUUUGGCUGGCCAGAGGUAUGACUAUGAGGAUCCGGAAGUUCUAUAUUUCGUCACGCGAUUCAAAGAAAACCUCACUCUGAUGCCGAGCGAAUCCUUGCUGAGUAUAUUUCCGUCAUUGCGCCACAUACCGGGAGACCUCUUCGACUAUGCCACGAUCAAGAAGAACGUUCGGGCCAUGCAGGGCUUUGCGGUGAAACACAUCAACGAGCACAAGAAGCGCUUUGAUCCUGAUAAUAUUGCUGAUUUCCUCGAUGCCUACAUUGCUGAGAAAGAAAAGCAGGACAAGAAGGAUCCAAACAACACAUUUACAGAUGAGCAACUGAAGAAUGUUAUCUUCGAACUCUUCGGGGCCGGAAGCGACACUACCGCCACCACUCUAGAAUGGGCGAUACUACUCAUGGUCACUCAUCCUGAAAUACAGCGGAAGAUCCAAUUCCGAGAUGUAUCGUUCCAGAAUUUCACAAUCCUCAAAGGCACCAUAAUGAUGCCAAAUAUCUGGGCCGUACACAGGGACCCUAAGAUUUGGAAGAACCCUGAUGCUUUCGAUCCCAGCAACUUCCUGGAUGACAAAGGUGGAGUUGUUCGCAAACCCGAACUCAUACCUUUUGCUAUCGGUCGGCGUCAAUGCCCAGGCGAAGGACUUUCGAAAAUGGAGAUAUUUCUCGUCUUGGUGGCGCUUCUUCAGAGGUUUACGUUUACGAAACCAGAGGGCGCUGCACCUCCAAGUCUUGAAGGGGUGUUCGGUGUGACGAACGUGCCAGCCCCAUUUGAGAUGUGCGUGAGGCCGAGAUCGACGGGCUAACCAUUGACUCUCAGAGUGAUGGGCGAUCGUAUAAUGAAGAUGCCGCGUGAUUUUUUAGUCACACUGUAUACUUUUCAGAAUAAAGCUGAUAGUGAUUUUCGAAAUAAAAGAUAGUUUGCAGGGUGAUUGAUAUAUAAU
Molecule: messenger RNA, 2182 nt
Organism: Lineus longissimus
Lineage: Eukaryota; Metazoa; Nemertea; Pilidiophora; Heteronemertea; Lineidae
Product: cytochrome P450 2C3-like
Exons: 7
Coding region: 41-2044 (667 amino acids)
Biological process (GO): xenobiotic metabolic process
Cellular component (GO): cytoplasm; intracellular membrane-bounded organelle
Molecular function (GO): oxidoreductase activity, acting on paired donors, with incorporation or reduction of molecular oxygen, reduced flavin or flavoprotein as one donor, and incorporation of one atom of oxygen; heme binding; iron ion binding
Source: RefSeq, a predicted model, not a curated record